This is a messenger RNA of Fundulus heteroclitus (mummichog), 1171 nucleotides long. RefSeq lists its product as uncharacterized. Gene Ontology annotation, molecular function: sodium channel regulator activity. Bases 285 to 1019 code for a protein of 244 amino acids. Lineage: Eukaryota; Metazoa; Chordata; Actinopteri; Cyprinodontiformes; Fundulidae. The transcript has 6 exons. Gene Ontology annotation, cellular component: voltage-gated sodium channel complex. The record is from RefSeq and is a predicted model, not a curated record. Gene Ontology annotation, biological process: cardiac muscle cell action potential involved in contraction; regulation of heart rate by cardiac conduction; sodium ion transport.
AUCUGAUGGAGUCUGACUUUGGAAAGAGCCUUGAGAUGAUUUAGCGAUAUGUAAAUAAAACUGAAUUGAAUUUAAUCCUGAUUUGGUCCCAGAUCAGAACCAAUGGCUGUCUGAGUCUCUGAUGGGAGAAGAAGUUCAGAGGAGCUCAGCAUGGCAACAAAAAGCAUGAAAAUCAGAGGAGGACAGGAAGGGAUUUGCCUCUUUCUGCUUCUAACAGGGAGGAACAUCAUGAAAGACCUCCAAAGAGUCUGCAGUUAUUUCAUGGAGCAGCCUUAGCUGGAUAGAUGGGAUCUCUUAGCAACAUCCAUCAACGGCCAAUGAAAUCACUUGUUAGCGUCCACUUCUCUGGCUUCGUAGAUGGACCCUCACACAGUGAGGUUGUCCAGGUCCUUGCUGGAAAAUGUGCAACCAGUCCCUGCAGCCAGGCUCAGAGAUGGGAAGAGGCGCAUCGUGUGUCUCGGUGCCACGCCGGCUGUGCGGAGGUGGACUCGCUGACUGAAGCCGUGGCAGGAGAAGGGUUCCUGCUCGGCUGCAUCUCCUGUAAGAGAAGAGAGGAAGUCUCCGCCCGAGCCACCGUGGACUGGCACUUCAAGCCCCAGCAAGAGGAGGACUUCAGACAUAUCUUCCACUACGACCACCCCGCCGCCGCCAUCCUCCACGAAGACUUCAGCGACCGCCUGGAGUGGCAGGGGACGCUGAACGGCGACGUUCAGAUCGGCGCCGUUUACAUCCAGAACGUCACCUUCAACGACACCGGCACGUACCGCUGCACCUUCCACCGCACCCUCUUCCUGCCGCUGCAGCUGGAGAAGGUGGUGGUGGAGAAGGAGGUGGAGCUCACCGUGGUGGCUGUAGCCAACCGGGAGCUGACGGCCAUGAUCUCAGAGAUCGUGAUGUACGUCCUGAUCGUGGUUCUGCAGCUGUGGCUCAUCAUCGUCAUGGUCCACUGCUACAGGAAGAUCUGGGACGAACACGAGGCGCGAGAAGCCAGGAGAGCCCUCAAAGCGCAGGGAUCGUAAACUUUUGGGGUCGAAGGAGAACUGUGACGGGGUGCAGGCGGAGUAGCGUCAGGAAGCAGAUGGACUCCAGGAUGCACGGCUGGAGGCCUGCAUCUCGAUCCGGCUGCAAAACUCUGACUCCCACAGAGACGGGUUGAACUUUUAUAUUUGAA